CAAUACCAUUUUUUUAAACAGUUUAUAAUUCAUUGUUAGGGCCUUGGGCCAACUCUAAAAAUAACAAUUCUGUAAUAUUGGAAGGAAAUAGGACAACAAUACAAAAUGGUUGGAAAAUUUUGGUUAUUGGCAAUCUUCGGAUUCUGCCUUUUAUUUUCAUCUGUAAAAGCCGACGAGACAGAAGAUACACCUAAAGUUGACCCAGAUAUCGGAAAAAGUCAAGAAGCAUCAAAAACUGAUGAUGAAGUAGUUGCAAGGGAAGAAGAAGCUAUUCAGAUUGAUGGAUUGAAUGCAGCACAAGUAAAACAACUUCGUGAACAAGCUGAUAAACAUCAAUUCAAAGCUGAAGUGAACAGAAUGAUGAAGCUUAUUAUCAACUCUUUAUAUAGAAAUAAAGAAAUCUUCCUCAGAGAAUUGAUAUCUAAUGCUUCGGAUGCUUUGGACAAGAUUCGACUUCUGUCAUUGACUGAUGAAGAGGCUUUGAAAGCAACUGAUGAACUUUCAAUUAAAAUUAAGGUUGAUAAAGACAAUAAUAUCAUUCAUGUCACUGAUACUGGUAUUGGUAUGACAAAAGACCAUCUCCUGAAGAACCUUGGUACGAUCGCUAAAUCUGGCACCAGUGAGUUUUUCGAGAAAAUGAGUGACGCUUCAUCGAACCAGGCAGUAUCAGAUCUGAUUGGUCAGUUUGGUGUCGGUUUCUAUUCUUGCUUCCUCGUUGCCGACAAAGUUAUUGUGACAUCAAAACAUAACGAUGACAAACAACACAUCUGGGAAAGUGACUCCGAAUCUUUUUCAAUCGCCGAAGACCCUCGUGGAGACACUCUCGGCAGAGGAACAACGGUCUCACUCUACCUCAAAGAAGAAGCAUCUGAUUACCUUGAAAUUGAUACUAUUCGCAACUUGAUCAGAAAAUAUUCUCAAUUCAUCAACUUCCCCAUCUAUCUUUGGACGAGUAAGAUCGAAAAAGAAGAAGUUCCCAUUGAAGAGGAAGAAGAUUCUGCUGAAGAGGAAGUUAAAGAGAAGGAGGAGGGAGAUGAGGAUGAAGCAGAGGUUGAGGAAGAAGCAGAUGAAGAAAAGAAACCAAAAACUAAAACUGUCGAAAAAACUGUUUGGGAUUGGGAACUUCUCAACGAAACUAAACCAAUCUGGCAGAGACCAGUCAAGGAAAUUACUGACGAAGAAUACAACUCUUUCUAUAAGGCUAUUGCUAAGGAAUCCGCUGAUCCACUCACCAAAACACAUUUCGUAGCCGAAGGUGAAGUUUCAUUCAAAUCUGUUCUUUUCAUUCCUGGUGCAGCACCUAGAGAUAUAUUCCAGGAUUAUGGACAGAAAAAAGUCGACAACAUCAAGAUGUACGUCAGAAGAGUAUUCAUUACUGAUGAUUUCCAAGACAUGAUGCCAAAAUAUCUUCAAUUUGUUCGUGGUGUGGUUGACAGUGAUGAUUUGCCUCUGAACGUAUCUCGUGAAACACUCCAACAACACAAACUUCUUAAAGUUAUCAAGAAGAAAUUGGUUCGUAAAGUGCUUGACAUGAUCAAAAAGAUUCCCGCUGAUCAAUAUAUUGAAAAGUUCUGGAAGGAAUUCGGAACAAACGUGAAACUUGGUAUUAUGGAAGAUCACAGCAACAGAACAAGACUUGCAAAACUUUUGAGGUUUUUCAGCUCAAAUUCUGAAACCGAUGUCACAAGUUUAGAAGAAUACAUUGAACGUAUGAAGGAAAAGCAGGAUAAAAUUUAUUUCUGUGCUGGCAAUGGUCGCAAAGAGGUUGAAAACUCCCCAUUUGUUGAGCGACUUUUGAAGAAAGGAUACGAAGUCAUUUAUCUUACCGAACCUGUGGAUGAAUACACCAUACAAGCUCUUCCUGAAUUCGACGGAAAACGAUUUCAGAAUGUUGCCAAAGAAGGAUUGGGAUUGGAUGAUGGAGAGAAAGCUAAAGAACGCAAAGAAGCUUUAGAAAAAGAAUUCAAACCUCUGCAGGAUUGGCUGAAAGAGACUGCUCUAGCUGAUCAGAUUGAAAAGGCCGUCAUCACAGAACGUUUGACAGAUUCUCCUUGUGCUCUGGUUGCAAGUCAAUAUGGAUGGUCCGGUAAUAUGGAACGUAUCAUGAAGGCUCAAGCUUAUAAGUCUCAAUCAGAUAGUAGUUCAAAUUUCUAUGCAAAUCAGAAGAAAACUUUAGAAAUUAAUCCAAGACAUCCUUUGAUCAAGAAUCUUCUGGAAAGAGUUGAGGCUGAUAAUGCUGAUGAUCAGGCAAAAUCAAUUGCGCAAGUUAUGUUUGAUGCAGCAGUAUUAAGAUCUGGAUAUACAUUGAAAGAUUCUGCUGAUUUCUCCAAACGUAUUCUCUCAAUGCUCUACAAGAAUCUCAACAUUGAUCCAGACACUCCGAUUGAGGAGGAGCCUGAAGAUGAGGAAAAAGAGGAGGAAGAUGAAGAUGAGGAGGAAGUAGAUGCUGAUGAGGAGGAUGAAGAAGAAGAUGAUGGUGAGGAUGAAGUGGAAGAGGGAGAUGGUGAAGAAGAAAAGAAAACCGAAGAAGAAUCUCAUGACGAAUUGUAAAGCUGAAAAAACCACUAGUCACUGUACGUACGUACAACUACGUGAAAGCCUGUUGUUGCCAGCACAUAAAAAAAAUCAUGAUUUGAAAAAUAUGAACAAUUUGUGAACAGUUUUCAUAUUUUUCAAAGUUAUCUAAUGACCAAACUUCGUUAUACAUCCAUUUUUCGUUUAUAAAGAAGCCUUAUUUCUUGUCUGUUGUCCAUACAAAAUUCAUUGCAGUUAAAGUUUGUUCAGACUUUAUUAAGUUUUCAAAUUUCAUAUAGAAGCUGCUGUAACCAAUAUGCGCGCUAAGCUAGAAACUGAAGUACUAGUAUAUUAUUUGAUAUCUUCAUAGUAGAAAAGAGUGAUUUAUAACGUUCCUUUUGUUUUAACAUACCUGGAAUGAAGCACUUUUGCCUUCGCAUACCUUCAAGUGCUAACUUUCUGUUAUUUAUAUACCGGCGAGCGUAGAGUUGAAAUUAUUGUGUUUGUUUAUUUCAGUUAAGUUUCAGAGGUCACGAUUCAGAGAUUUGAAGUUGGAAUACAUUCUAAGCAACAUUAUCAACGAAUAAAACUUGCUUUAUUUGUGAUUCAAUUUCAAAUCUUUGUGUGAUCUGUUAACAUCGUGAUAUAUAACUUUGUGCAGUUUUCAAGAAUUACUUCGUUCAUGGGGUGGCCUCUGGUCUAAUAAUGUUUUGAAAGUUAUUGCA
Messenger RNA from Styela clava, 3239 nucleotides. Its product is annotated as endoplasmin-like. Gene Ontology annotation, biological process: protein folding. Gene Ontology annotation, molecular function: ATP binding; ATP hydrolysis activity; ATP-dependent protein folding chaperone. Lineage: Eukaryota; Metazoa; Chordata; Ascidiacea; Stolidobranchia; Styelidae. The record is from RefSeq and is a predicted model, not a curated record.